This is a messenger RNA of Suillus paluster, 1051 nucleotides long. RefSeq lists its product as uncharacterized. The coding region runs from base 66 to 1007 and encodes 313 amino acids. Lineage: Eukaryota; Fungi; Basidiomycota; Agaricomycetes; Boletales; Suillaceae. The transcript has 8 exons. The record is from RefSeq and is a predicted model, not a curated record.
ACAACGUUCACACGAUCUCCUCGAGCUCUAGGUAUCUCACCUUCCGACAUUAAAUUUAUAGGUAUAUGUCUUUAGAACCAGCUCCGAACCACUCAGUGAGCCACUUGUCCAAGUAUGAUGAGGUUCCCCAUGAACUGCAGAGAGCCAUGCUGCGGCUCAACUUCCCAUCUCUCUAUGUCCCUGCAUGGAAUAAAUGUCGCAAUGGAGCCCGACGAGGACUGAUAUGCGGGUUUGCCUGGAUGUGCACAUCAUACAAGAUUCAGCGCCGCAUCAUCAACACUAUCCUCACAAACCCCUCCUCCAUCUUCUCUGUGCGCUAUAUAACACGAUUCACGGAAACCGCAGACGAGCUAUCUCACGAGACGCUCCUAGGGUUCAAGUUGCCUUUCAGCAUAUCUACAUACGUCGUGAUACUAUUAGUAGGAUCGCAAGUCACGGCCAUCAUCAGCUUCUUUGUCGCUCGCAAUAUUCGCAUCGCCCGUCAACGCGCCUGGGAUCAAACGGUUGCCUCGCGCGGCAAGGGGCCCGAUUUCUGGCAGCCAUAUGUUGAAGAAUGGGAUUUUCCACCCAUUGUAAACGAACGUCUGGGUCGUCUAGAUAGAAUGUUCAAGAUGUGGUUCUGGAGAAUGAUCAUAAAGAAAGUCAUCCUCCUCCCGCUUUCACUGUAUCCAUUUGUCGGCACGUUCAUCGCGGCAGCUUUCAAAGGCGUGAGCACUGCUCAGGACUUGCACAAGCCGUACUUCGCCGCAAAAAAGAUGACACACCAUCAGGAGGCUGUAUUUAUCGAGGAGCGUAAAUGGGACUAUCGAAUGUUUGGUUUUGUCGCAGCGCUACUUGAGGGUCUGCCAAUCAUAGGUCUUGUCUUCACAGUAUCAAAUCGCAUUGGAGCUGCUAUGUGGGCUCAUGAUUUGGAAAAGCGUCAGCACUACGUUGCGGCGCAACGUCGAUGUGACGGACACAUGUCGGUUGUAGGUCAUAGCAAUGCUUAUGAGGCCGUGCACAUGUAGAUUUUGCUAGUUGUCGAGUCAUCUUGUAACAUGGACCUUGCACC